AGUGCAUCUAUGCAAAUUUUUCAAUCCGAUACGCGAACGUGGUUCGUCUCGCAUUUCUAUUUCUACACAUUGACCCCCAGCAAUUUAUUCUUGUCGAAGUCAGCCCUUUAGUAUAUUUUGGAGGACACUUCUUCUACUUGCAGGUGGUUCUACCUGUAGUAAAAAGAAUCACAGAAGAAUAUACAUAGCAUCACGAUAGUCUGGCAUCUACUGCGCAGCACGAGGACGAUGAUCGCACCACUUAAGCAGGCGCCGGUCUUGUGGCUGUUCCUCCUAGGGGCAGCUGCGAGUUCGUCCACUCAGUUUGCCUACGCAUCGAACUCGCCACAGAAUGGCAGCAAGAAAGGGAACCCGAACCACAAAGUGCCCACCAAAGCCCUGCCCUCUAGUCCGCAGGCGAUGUACCAACUGCAGCGCGACUUAGAACGUUCACAGAAACGUUUUCGGGAGGUGAAGCAGGAGCGAGAUCAGUUCAUGCAAGAGCGCGACGAUCUGAAGGCAGAAAAUGAAAAGAUGCAAACAGAACGGGAACAAAUCCUCCGUGACUUCGAGCAGGUGAAAAUGCAGCUUGCGGAAAGCAAUCAGAGGCACGCGGGGAUUGCGGAGGAGGUGCAGCAGCUGCAGCAUACUCUGUUCCUGCUCGAGCAGAGGCGCGCGGCGAACAUAACGGCCUCUCAGGAGCAAAUCGUUGCUCUGAAGAGUCAACUGGUGGACUCGGAAAUUAGGUUCGCACUGAUCUCUGCAACGAUGGAACAAGGAGCAGGAGUAGAGAUGAAAAGCGAACAUCAGGGGGUGUUGGACGCGAAGAAUCACGAUGAGGAUGUUGAUGUGCAGGCUGCCAAUAUCGCGCAGGCCCUGGGGAAUCUGCAACUUCGAGUCGGGAAGAGCAGGGUAUUGCAAGAUGAACUUCGAGGUGCGGAAAGUGAUUGCGAGGAGGACAAGGGAAGAACGCUGCGCCUGAAACUGAAUAUGAAAUCUCUGCCCGGACAGGUGCCGUCGCCGAGUACGAAAAAUAAAUCGAGCUUACUCACAACCAGCACUUUAUUGCGUGGCAUGAAGAAGACAGACACAUCUUUGAACGAGGACGGCGAUAAAAGCUUGCUGUACCCUACUGAUGCGACGGCACAAUUUUACAACAACGAUCGACUAGACUCUCAACCACGAACAUCACUGGACUCUCUUGCCAGGAUCCACUCUGCAGGGUCGCUCGAUGUUGACGGGGGUUCAUCUGAUGUGAUCGUCCCAAAUAGUCACCUCGUGUCGCGGGGGGGCGGCGACCACACGUCAGUACUGCGCGACUUUGGCUUUGCUCCGGCUCCGAAGACCACGACCGGGCUGCUCGGCGAGAGUCCGCAUGCGUAUGCAUCAUCAAUUCGGGGCGCAUUUCAGCAUCCCUCGAGCUCCGAAGACAAGACUGCCAACACCCCCAGCGAACAAAACAAGACUGCAAAGGUGGACUCAUUUCGAAGCACCAGCUCCAGUGCAACCUCCUUUGGAGGACCAUUCGACGAGCAAAGCGCGGAGGGCAGGAGCGACAAUACUAGCAACAGACAAAAGCUUAAGGUAGAGGAGUUGCGUGAUGGUGCACCGGCGUUGCUCGGUCCGCGGCAUCUGCUGCAGAUUGAGAAUACUCUACAGGAGAUGCAUAACGAGAAGAGUGAGCUGAAAGCGAAGGUCGAGCGCAUCAACAGCGAAGAGAAGGUGCUUGAAUGGCUUUCAAAAUCCGAGCAGCGGGACGAACUGCAUCACCGUUCGGAAGCGGCCACCGCGGAUGGAGACUCCCCGCCGCCUGUUCCGGCUCUUGCCGCCGCCGGAUCUGCGUACGAAGUGCGGCCGGUCUUUAAUUUGGACGGUUCUGGGACGAGCUUGUGAAGAUAAAAAACUCCGAUAGGAGUUCGAUCUCGAACACAUCGAAAGACAAUUUUUUGUAAAAAGCUGAUAAGAUAGCGAUUGCGAUUCGCAGCUUCUCGAGGGAUCAAAUUUUUGAAAAAGCGAUCGACACACCUGGCCAUCCUGCACAUAGAUUUUUUUGAUUUCAGCGAGCCGACGCGUUUUUUGCAAAAGAACGCAUUCAGUCGGUAUUUCGGCACAGAAACCACAAACAUAAAGAAGAUAGUGCAACGUGACCCGCAAAGGUAACUACAUUUUCCUGUCCAGCUACAAAUUCAUUUUCCGUUCGUGCGCGCGAUAGGUUUCUCUUUCUGUAUGCAGGGGGACACGAAUCUGACGAAAGAAACUGUUAGAGCUCCAUCUGGUUCAUCCCGAGCAUGGACUUCUGAGUUUCAUGUCUGCUAGAGCGCCGAGCAAAAACAACGCGGGGAAAACCAAAAUGCAUGAUUUGUACGACCUUAUGAGCUAUUUUUUCUUGGUUUGGAACUCCAAUAA
Amoebophrya sp. A120 is the source of this 2385-nucleotide messenger RNA. NCBI's taxonomy places the organism in Eukaryota, Dinophyceae, Syndiniales, Amoebophryaceae. The record is from the annotation of a GenBank genome assembly.